Molecule: messenger RNA, 1294 nt
Organism: Pistacia vera
Lineage: Eukaryota; Viridiplantae; Streptophyta; Magnoliopsida; Sapindales; Anacardiaceae
Product: dehydrogenase/reductase SDR family member 12
Exons: 9
Coding region: 49-1029 (326 amino acids)
Source: RefSeq, a predicted model, not a curated record
ACAGUACCAACGAGAAACGAUUUCGCUUCUGUUAGUUUAACAAGAAAAAUGCAACACUCUACUUUAAUGUUAAAAAUUAAAAUCUCACCCAGGUCGCUUUCAAUGUUUCUGAUCAAGACAUGGAGGGCAACGGCUUUUGGAGUGUAUGGUUACCUGAAUUUCACCAGAAAUGGUUUCUUGGAACAUGCCAAAAACUUCAAAGAAGAAGAUAUGCAAAAACGUAUAGAAGGGAAGAAUUGCAUAGUUACAGGAGCAAAUUCUGGAAUUGGUUAUGCGACUGCUGAGGGUCUUGCUUUGCGCGGGGCAACUGUCUAUAUGGUAUGUCGUAGCAAGGAGAGAGGAGAAGCUGCUCUUUCUUCUAUUCAGUCUAAGACUGGGAAUCCAAAUAUUCAUUUGGAGAGCUUUCAGGUGUGUGAUCUUUCAUCUGUCAAUGAUAUCAAGUCUUUCACAUCCAGGUUUUCUUCAAAGGAUGUGCCAGUUCAUGUUCUGGUUAAUAAUGCUGGCUCACUGGAGCAAAACAGAGUUGUCACACCGGAAGGUUUUGAGACAAAUUUUGCGGUAAAUGUAUUGGGAACAUAUACCAUGACAGAAUUAAUGUUGCCUUUGCUGGAGAAAGCUGCACCUGAUGCUCGAGUGAUCACAGUUUCCUCUGGUGGAAUGUAUUCAGUUCCCUUGACUACAGAUUUACAGGUGGCUUUAACAGAAAAGUGGUCUGAAAUGUACAAAGAGAAAGCAAUUGGUUUCUACUCGAUGCACCCUGGUUGGGCUGAGACGCCUGGAGUAACUAAGAGUUUGCCUAGUUUUAGUGAAAGGUUUGCAGGCAAGCUUAGAACAAGUGAGGAAGGUGCAGACACUGUUGUCUGGUUGGCUUUACAGCCAAAAGAAAAGCUGGUACCUGGUGCAUUUUAUUUUGACAGAGCUGAAGCACCUAAACACCUGAAGUUUGCGGCAACCGGGGGCUCUCAUACUGCAGUCGACUCCAUUGUUGCAAAUCUUCGGUCAAUGGCCAACCUGCCUCCAUUGAAUUAAAACUAUCUUCAUCUUCUACACUUAAAAAGUCUUUUCCAUGGUGAUUUGAGUUCUUUUUCUAGAUUUACCAAGUCAUACUUGAAGAAUAUAGAAUGCUAAACUUGUACCAUGUUGCAGAUUACAAUAUUAAUGCUGCAAAUUUCACAUUAAACCAUAUAUACUAAUACCAAUUAAUAUAAUAUCCAAAUCUUCAAAACUUUUCUUUAGCAAACAGAUAUCAUGAGCAAGCUUGAUACUAUUUAUUGAUUACAACCAACUCUUCAAU